AUGUCCUCCUCCCAAUCCUCUGCUCUGCCAGACGAGACGCUGCACCGUAUUCUCACUCAGAUCCAGCUCAGCCUCACCCAGUCCACCCGCCAAUUGUCGCUGGUAAAGGCACAAAAGGCCGCAAGGGAGAGGGAGAAGAAGGGCGUGGAGCUGACCAGGUUGGGCAUAAAGGAGGAGACGGACUUGGGCGCAAAGAGCUGGAGGGGAGUUGGUAAGAUGUUCAUCCUCGACUCCCCACCAGCCAUCAUCUCAUCACUCGCAGAGCAGGAAAAGUCGAUACAGGUGGACAUUGACGCUCUCAGCAAGAAGCAGAAGUUCCUCGAGAAGCAGAUUGCAGAGUCACAGGGCCAUAUGAAGGACUUCUUCAGGGGGAUUGAGAUGGGACAACAGCAGCAGCAAGCAGGCCAGACCACAGCAGCAUCGUGA
Messenger RNA from Microstroma glucosiphilum, 426 nucleotides. RefSeq lists its product as hypothetical. Lineage: Eukaryota; Fungi; Basidiomycota; Exobasidiomycetes; Microstromatales; Microstromataceae. The record is from RefSeq and is a predicted model, not a curated record. Gene Ontology annotation, molecular function: protein folding chaperone. Gene Ontology annotation, cellular component: prefoldin complex; cytoplasm. The transcript is spliced from 3 exons. The coding region runs from base 1 to 426 and encodes 141 amino acids. Gene Ontology annotation, biological process: protein folding.